AUGUCUAAAGCUUUGAAUAUUGAUGGCAUUCCAAACGAUGAUCACGAGCAUUAUAAAUUAGAUGGGAAUAUAAUAAUAGCAGCCUUAAAUCAAGCUGGAGAAGUAGGUCCCAGACCUUUGAAAAUAGAAUUACUUGAAAAAAAACGGGGUUACUUUCGAAAGAGAUGGGCUAGAUAUUUAUCAAAUUUUGAUAUUUUUAAAUUCUUACCAAAACUAUCAGGAGCAUUACAAUUACAUUUUCCGGAUUCUUGUAUUUCUUUAUUGACGGGACAAUGGGUGAAUGG
Messenger RNA from Entrophospora candida, 284 nucleotides. The record is from the annotation of a GenBank genome assembly. NCBI's taxonomy places the organism in Eukaryota, Fungi, Glomeromycota, Glomeromycetes, Entrophosporales, Entrophosporaceae.